This is a messenger RNA of Adineta steineri, 795 nucleotides long. The record is from the annotation of a GenBank genome assembly. NCBI's taxonomy places the organism in Eukaryota, Metazoa, Rotifera, Eurotatoria, Adinetida, Adinetidae.
AUGCGUCGAUUUUCAAUUUUGGACUGGUCACUUGAACAAAGAUGGAUGAUUAUAUUACUCAUAUUUCUUGUUUUUUAUAAUGAUCCAUUUUAUCCAUUAACAUUCCUAACAAAUAAUUCAUUUCCAUCAAUUCUCGAUGGUAUUUUACAAGCCACGUUUCUUUGCAUUCUAUUACUAUUUUGGCUUAGUGUUUAUCAUGGCAUACGUCAAAAUGUUCGUCGAUUUCUUCCAUUUUAUUUACCAAAAUUAAUUCUUGUUAGUCUUCUAUGGAUAUUCUCUAUUGUACUUUCAUCGGUUCGGAUUGUACAAGAAUAUCGAGAUCCAAUGUAUAACAUGACAAUUGAUAUAACACAAUUUACUACAUAUCGUGUUAUGUUUUAUAUUAUUGGAAUCUUCUAUAUUCUAUAUUUGCUCUUUUUAAUUAUUCGAGCAUUUGGUGAACUUCGUAAUAUGCCCUAUUUCGAUGUUCGAUUAAAAUUUACAACAGUUUUAAUGCUUUGUGUUGUAUCAAUUUCAAUUCUUAUUACAACACUUCGAUUUGGUUCGGGAAUUAUUGAAGAGAAUUUCGUACCGGAAUUAGCAUCACGUUAUAAAAAUUCUGUUGAAUUUAUCUCAUUUUAUAGUUUAAUUAAUUUUUAUUUAUAUACAAUGGCAUAUGUAUAUUCACCAGCAAAAAAUGCAGCAAUUGAUUCAUUAUUUCGAGAUAAUCCAACAUUUUCCAUGAUAAAUGAUUCAGAUGAAGAUGUUGUUUAUGGAUCUGAUCAUGAAGAAUCUCAAUUAACAUCAACUAGAUAA